AUGACCGGCGUCUGGUGCCUCGCCAGCCUCCUGCUGCUCUCCGUCUAUACAACUCCAGUCACCUCCAACAUCACCACUGAAGCCCCGCCAAUAUGUGGAAGCCCAGUCAUCUCCAAACGGAUCGUUGGUGGCACAGAUGCAAGUGAAGGAGCAUGGCCCUGGCAAAUCAGUCUCCGGUACCAAGGUUCCCACAUCUGUGGCGGUUCCUUGAUUUCCAACCAGUGGGUGCUCUGCGCCGCACACUGCUUUGCACAGUCUACAAAUCCCUCCGACUACAAGGUCGUCCUCGGCGAGUACCAGCUGGACACCACCAGUCCUCACCAGGUUGAGUCCACUGUACAAAGUAUUAUUGUGAAUGCCCAGUACAACGGAGCUGGCAGCUCUGGGGACAUCUCCUUGAUUAGACUGUCCAGUCCUGUUACUUAUACUGAGUACAUCCUGCCAGUCUGUGUGCCAGCCGCAUCCAUGAGCUUCCCUGGUGGCACCAACUGCUGGGUUACUGGAUGGGGCAAUACAGGAUUUGAUGUUAAUCUUCCGUACCCGCAGACUCUGCAGCAGGUCACGGUGCCUCUAAUCAGCACCAGUGCCUGUGAUGCCAUGUACCACAUCGAUUCCAUCAUUGGUGCCAGCCAAGAGAUCAUUCCAAGUGACCAGAUCUGUGCAGGAUACCAGGCUGGGAAGAAGGACUCCUGCCAGGGUGACUCCGGGGGACCCCUGGUCUGUAAAAUAAAUGGAUUUUGGUAUCAAGCUGGUAUCGUAAGUUGGGGACAUGAAUGCGCCCUGCCCAACAGGCCUGGAGUUUAUACGUACGUCCCUUAUUACCACGACUGGAUCUACUCACAUGGAGCAACGCGUUUCGUGUCAUCAUCCUCCAUAUUUACUGCAUCAGCAUUACUACUGGUCAUCUGCCUAUUGCUAGCCGCCCGUCCAUCUGGUCACACCUCGGCCCUCAUCCUCACUGCUGACCUCUCCACGUGCGGGUCACCUGUAGUCACCACCAGGAUAGUUGGCGGAACAGAUGCUGUGGACGGAGAAUGGCCAUGGCAAGUCAGCGUGCACUACCAGGGAAGCCAUAUUUGUGGGGGGUCCCUCAUCUCCACCCAGUGGGUGCUGAGUGCGGCCCACUGCUUUGAAAACUCCGUUUCGGCGGCGGAUUAUCAGGUUUACUUGGGUUUCCAUCGCCUUUGGGUGAAGCCUCCGCCUCAGGCUGUUAUUUCUGGGGUCCACACCCUGAUUGUCAGCGCUGAAUAUAAGGGGAUGGGCAGCAGGGGGGACAUCGCCCUCCUGAGGCUGUCCGCCCCCAUCUCCCCCUCCCCGUACAUCCUGCCCGUCUGCCUGCCCUCCGCCUCCGUCACCUUCCCCUGCGGCCUGGAGUGCUGGGUGACCGGCUGGGGCCACACGGCCUUCCACGGAGAUCGUCCUUCUAACGGGACCCUGCAGAAGGUCAGGACACCACUGAUUGACCAUGAGACAUGCGACACUUUGUAUCAUAUCUGGUCCCUCGACUACUCCACCAUCGUCCAGGAGGACAAAAUAUGCGCUGGUUUUGUGAAAGGGCAGAAAGACUCCUGCCAGGGAGACUCCGGAGGACCCCUGGUGUGUAAAGUCGAUGGUGUCUGGUAUCAGGCUGGCAUUGUAAGCUGGGGAGAAGGCUGUGCUUAUCCAUUUCGCCCAGGGGUCUACACCCUAGUUCCAGCCUAUGAGCAGUGGAUCAGAACAUUUGUGGAUGUGAACUUUACCGAUGUGACAGACAUGGCUGACCCCCCUUUACCGUGUGCAGACGGCCUGGACAAUAUAGAAUCUCUUGAGAGUAAAGGAAACAUUGGAGGAGAACAUCAUGAUCCCAACCAACCAAAUGUCCGAGCUGGGAAGAAGCUGAGACUGGGAACCAUGGCCGCCGACUGCUGUGCCACACAGUGCAGUUACCAUGGAGACCCUGGGCCAGAAGAUCCAGAUGACGAUCACCAGUAUGGCGAAGGAACGCAGGAGCUGGUCACCGCGGUGACGAGGACAUGA
This is a messenger RNA of Bufo gargarizans (Asiatic toad), 2016 nucleotides long. RefSeq names its product transmembrane protease serine 9-like. The record is from RefSeq and is a predicted model, not a curated record. The transcript has 11 exons. Gene Ontology annotation, biological process: proteolysis. Gene Ontology annotation, molecular function: serine-type endopeptidase activity. Bases 1 to 2016 code for a protein of 671 amino acids. Lineage: Eukaryota; Metazoa; Chordata; Amphibia; Anura; Bufonidae.